AUGGGGGAACGCUCCCGUUCGCUCGACUUGCCUAUUUCCCCUUGCGCCACUUAUGACAUUGGUCCAUUUGACUCCGACGACACUGGCGAUAUUUCUCCCGAUGAUGAUGGAGUCGCGAUCGAUCCAGAUUUCUCUCAUUCUCCCGUGUCCCCCAUCUCAACCAACUCGCCCCGCCCUGUCAACACGGGCUCCCAAUCGUCUACCAUUGUCAACUCGAACAGCUCUAACGGCUCCAUGAUGACUCUUCUCCCGGAGCCUUCGGUCUACGAAAUCCCAGAAGACACCAUCGCUCAAAUUAAGGAGUCCAUCCGGUUCUCCUCGCCUAUUGUGCGCGCGAUGUCCCCCGCUCCCAAGUCGCCCCGUGGCAAACAAAUGCCAUUUGCACCAGAGGACCUCACCCGCGCCCUGGCUGCCGUGCAGCUCUGCGCGUAA
Messenger RNA from Penicillium pulvis, 432 nucleotides. RefSeq lists its product as uncharacterized. Bases 1 to 432 code for a protein of 143 amino acids. The record is from RefSeq and is a predicted model, not a curated record. NCBI's taxonomy places the organism in Eukaryota, Fungi, Ascomycota, Eurotiomycetes, Eurotiales, Aspergillaceae. The transcript has 2 exons.